GGCUAUACCGAAUCAGCUAAAUGCUUGCACAUUCGAAAGAUUUUCGAUGAUGCUUACCGCUCUACGUUGAGUUGCAUUGUAGUAGACAAUGUAGAACGUUUGUUGGAUUACGGUUCAAUUGGACCACGUUAUUCGAAUCUGACAUUGCAAGCACUGUUGGUUUUGCUCAAGAAACAGCCACCAAAGGGACGCAAAUUGCUCAUUUUGGUCACUUCAAGUAGACGGGCUGUGCUCGAGGAAAUGGAAAUGUUGACCGCCUUCACAUCCAGCUUACACGUACCAAAUCUAUCAAGUGCCGAACACGUUGUAGCCGUGCUUGAGCAUGCAGAGAUUUUCAGCAAGGGUGAAUUACAGGCUAUUGGCAAAAAGAUGGCGGGCAAGAGGAUAUUCAUUGGAAUUAAAACAUUGCUCGGUCUCAUUGAUAUGGCGCGGCAAACUGAGCCCCAGCAUCGAGCUAUUAAAUUCCUCUCCAAAAUGGAGGAAGAAAAUUUCUUGGGAAUGAGUAGCAAAGAACAGUAACUAUAUCGUAGAGAAUUAAAUUUUUCGAUAGUGGAGCUUAAAGACGUUUUCUGAAUAUAAAGAAAAGAAAUUGUGUUAAAGUAAUUAAUUAACAAAAAUACAUAUAUGCAUACAUACAUACAAGUGGAAAGCUAAGUACAUAAAAUGAUCAAAAAAAUUAAUGAAAAACAAAAUAUUUUAUUCUAUUACGUAAUAAUGCUAAUCAUUUAAAAGAAUAUGCAUGUGCACAUGCAGCGAUAUACAUAAAUGCAUACAUUUGCUGGAGCAACAUUAAUUACUUUGAAAUAAGGCAAUGUUUAGCCCAUAUUGUAAGCAGUGUUGGUGGACGGUUUUUAAGCUAGCCAUUAAAUAGUGAGAAAACAAACUCACUGUUCC
Rhagoletis zephyria (snowberry fruit fly) is the source of this 894-nucleotide messenger RNA. RefSeq names its product vesicle-fusing ATPase 1-like. NCBI's taxonomy places the organism in Eukaryota, Metazoa, Arthropoda, Insecta, Diptera, Tephritidae. Gene Ontology annotation, biological process: Golgi to plasma membrane protein transport; SNARE complex disassembly; intra-Golgi vesicle-mediated transport. The record is from RefSeq and is a predicted model, not a curated record. Gene Ontology annotation, cellular component: Golgi stack. Gene Ontology annotation, molecular function: ATP hydrolysis activity.